Molecule: messenger RNA, 5792 nt
Organism: Labrus mixtus (cuckoo wrasse)
Lineage: Eukaryota; Metazoa; Chordata; Actinopteri; Labriformes; Labridae
Gene: sardh
Product: sarcosine dehydrogenase
Exons: 22
Coding region: 82-2832 (916 amino acids)
Cellular component (GO): mitochondrion
Molecular function (GO): oxidoreductase activity; protein binding
Source: RefSeq, a predicted model, not a curated record
AAAAAAGGAUAUUUUUGCAAAAAAAAAAUAUCUUGCAUCGAUCGCAUUGACCCGGGCAGACUGUGACACGCGAAGUGGGCCAUGGCCUUCCUCGGGAGCACAGUGCGGCGGAUGGUGACGGCAGUGCGGCCUCCACGCUCUCCCUUGUGCCGGACACCUGCUCGCUCCUGCAGCUCCGAGCCCACCAAAGAAAAAAGUGUUCCCUAUGAGAAGACACUCAAACAGAAUGAUAGAGCCUCCUCAGGACCCACUAAACCUUUACCUAGAUCAGCAGAUGCGGUGGUGAUCGGGGGAGGCAGUCUGGGCUGUCAGACCAUCUACCACUUGGCUAAAAUGGGGAUGACCAAUGUAGUUCUGCUGGAGAGAGACAGACUUACUGCUGGCACCACCUGGCACACUGCAGGCCUGCUGUGGCAGCUGCGGCCCAGUGAUGUCGAGGUCGAGCUCUUGGCUCACACGAGAAAUGUGAUCAGCAAAGACCUGGAGGAGGAGACGGGUCUCCACACAGGCUGGAUCCAAAAUGGAGGACUCUUCAUCGCCUCCAACAAGCAGAGGCUGGACGAGUACAAGCGCCUCAUGUCGCUGGGUAAAGUUUAUGGUAUCGAGUCUCAUGUCCUGUCACCUGCUGAGACCAAGGACCUGUAUCCUCUGAUGAACGUCGAUGAUCUGUAUGGAACCCUGUAUGUACCUAAAGAUGGCACCAUGGACCCAGCCGGCACAUGCACCACCUUGACCAGAGCUGCAUCCGCCCGGGGAGCCACGGUGAUCGAGAACUGCCCUGUGACUGGCAUCCAAGUACGCGCAGAUGACCUGGGAAUAAAGAGAGUGAAGGCAGUGGAGACCGCCCAUGGGACCAUUGAGACGCCCUGUGUGGUGAACUGUGCAGGUGUGUGGGCCACCAAGCUGGGUGAUAUGGCCGGAGUCAAGGUGCCGCUUAUCGCCAUGCAUCAUGCUUAUGUGGUGACAGAGAGAAUUGAAGGUAUACAGAACAUGCCAAACGUCAGGGACCAUGAUGCAUCUGUGUACCUGCGUCUCCAAGGUGACGCUCUGUCCGUGGGAGGCUACGAAGCCAACCCCGUCUUCUGGGAUGAGGUGUCUGAUAAGUUUGCCUUCAGCCUGUUUGAUCUGGACUGGGAUGUAUUCAUGCAACAUAUUGAGGGUGCAAUCAACAGAGUUCCAGGUCUUGAGCAGACCGGCAUCAAAUCCACUGUCUGUGGACCAGAAUCGUUCACAGCAGACCAUAAGCCGCUAAUGGGAGAAGCGCCAGAGGUCAGAGGUUUCUUCCUUGGCUGUGGCUUCAACAGCGCUGGUAUGAUGCUGGGAGGUGGUUGUGGCAGAGAGCUGGCUCACUGGAUCAUACAUGGCCGCCCUGAGAAGGACAUGUACGGCUAUGACAUCAGGCGUUUCCACAACUCACUUACAGACAACCAGAGCUGGAUCAGAGAGAGAAGCCACGAAUCCUACGCCAAAAACUACUCCGUGGUGUUCCCCUUUGAUGAGCCGCUGGCCAGCCGAAACAUGAGGAAGGACCCCUUCCAUCAGGUGUUGACGGAGCAGGGCUGCGUGUUCCAGGAGAGACACGGCUGGGAAAGACCUGGCUGGUUCAACAAAGACGCGCCUGCUCCUGUUAAAGACUACGAUUAUUAUGGAGCUUAUGAUAACAAGAAGAACGUGAACUACAAAUACAAAGAACUGCUGGGCAAAGAGUACACCUUUGACUUCCCUCCCCAUCAUGACGUGAUUAAGAGCGAGUGCCUCUCAUGUAGACACGGCGUGGCUGUGUUUGACAUGUCCUACUUUGGAAAGUUCUAUCUCUCCGGACCAGAUGCCAAGAAGGCGGCUGAUUGGCUGUUUACCGCUGAUGUCAACAAGAAGCCAGGCUCCACUGUGUAUACCUGCAUGCUGAAUAAGAGAGGAGGGGCGGAGGCUGACCUGACAGUAAGCAGGCUGGAGGCCGGCGCUGCCAACCUGCCACUGGCACCGGAGUCUAAUGGUGACGUGUACUACCUGGCCAUCGGAGGAGGUGUAGCCGAACACAACUGGAACCACAUCAGAACCGUUUUUCAGGACCAAGGCUUUCACUGCCAGCUGACGGACCACUCUGAGGACAUGGGGAUGAUCAGCAUCCAGGGACCCAAGAGCCGGGAGGUCCUUCAGGAGGUGUUGGACACAGACCUGAGCAACGAUGCUUUCCCCUUCUCCACCCACAAAGUCGUCCAGGCAGCAGGGCAUUGGGUGCGAGCCAUGCGUCUGUCAUUUGUUGGAGAGCUCGGCUGGGAGCUGCACAUUCCCAAAGACUCCUGUCUUCCUGUCUACCACGCCGUCAUGGCCGCCGGUGCAAAGCACGGCAUCAUCAACUCAGGCUACAGAGCCAUCGACUCGCUCAGCAUAGAGAAAGGCUACAGACAUUGGCAUGCUGACCUUCGCCCUGAUGACACCCCCCUGGAGUCAGGGUUAGCCUUCACCUGCAAACUGAAGAGUUCAAUCCCCUUCCAGGGCCGUGAUAGGCUGGAGAAACAGAAGGAGGAGGGGCUAAGGAGACGCAUCGUCUGCUUCACCAUUGACGAGAAAAUCCCUAUGUUCGGUCUGGAGGCCAUUUUCCGUAACGGUGUUCCCGUUGGUCACCUGCGGCGUUCUGACUAUGGCUUCUUUAUCGACAAAACUAUCGGCUAUGGAUACAUCCGCAGCCCAGAUGGAGGAGUGGUGAGUGCUGACUUCAUAAAGAGCGGCGACUUUACACUGGAGAGGAUGGGAGUGACGUACAAGGCCAAGGCCCACCUCAGAUCACCAUUCGACCCUGAGAAUAAACGCGUCAAGGGCAUCUAUGCUUAAGAAGGACCACACAUCUGAGAAACCGAUGAGGAAACAUGCUGCUGUUGGAGAACUGAGGCUGAGAGAGGUGCUACUUAUUAACAUGCCGAUGCAUCAGUCUUAAUUUGUACCUCUCUCUGAAAUGCUGGGUAACUGGAGUAGUAAUAAUUCUAUUCAUUAAAAAUGUGUAAUUUGUAUCUUUAAUUAGCUUUGUAUCGGUAAUAUCUGUAACAAGAUAUCAAAGAGGAGCUGCCAUAAAUCUAACAAGGGGGGGGGCAUGUUAGCUGUAGGGUCCCAUGAGGUGAAGGGCCUCUACUUAAGAGUGAAAGUGAAAAGUGUUUACAUUUGUCGUUGGGAGUCAUAUGAAGUGAUGCCAAAACGAACACAAACAGACACAAAACCUCCAACCAAAUUAAGGGAAUACAAAGAGACAGAAAACAAUCACCAAAAUAAGAAAAACAACCACAUAAACAUGCAAAAGAAAAAUGACUAAGACACAGAACAACCACAAAAAAAAACCAACACAACCACAAAAAGACAAAAAAAACAACAACAACAGGGACACACAAACCUAUUGCAACGAGACACAAAACAACUUCAACAGUCAGCCAAACACCCAUUGAGAGACACAGAAGUGACUUCAAAGUGAUGCACAAUGGCCACAGAUCUCAUAACUGUGUGUGUAAUGUAAAAGGGGUUAGGGGGGGGUCCAAAGGGUCCUCUCUUCUCGCUCAGUAACCUACCCAUGUGCAUACUUUACUGAAAAUUGUGAUCUUCCUUGUUUUGAAUAUGCUUUGAUUUUUAUCGUAUUAACCUUAAACACUAAAAUAACGACACGUGAUUGACAUUGAGUCGGUUUAAGAAACUUAAAUGAAUCUUUGUGGGAAGACGUCUAUAGUCAAAGAAGCGAAUGUAGAGCCUUAAAUAAAGCAUGCUUUUGGGUUUUUGGGUUGCUUGUAGGAUUUGAAGGUGAAAACUAAGUGUUACAGUACACUUAAUUACUCAGGAAGUCUUAACUCCUCUGUAGAUCGAGCAGAUAGCAUAGCGUUGAACCUGAACACAUUCAUACUAUGUAAUAGUUGUAAGAGUAACAUUUGAUAGAAACGACACAAAAAACUGUUGCCCUUACAAUCAAUGUCCUACAAUAGGGCUUAAACAUCAGGGGCACCGUUGUUUGAAGGUGUAAAUGAGAGUAAACACAGUUUAUGUUAAUCAGGCGGUCGAGCGUUUGUGUAUUUAACCUUGAGAGAAAACUAUUGUCGAGUUUAUUUGAAAAAGAGUGAUAUGAGGAAAGGUGCUAAGUGUCAUGUACUUCAAAUGAAUCAUGUUGUGGUAUAAUGUAGUAAUAACUAAUAUCUAACUAAUUCCACCAUGAAAUCAAAACAGCAUUCUUUCUUUCAGCCCUUGAGGCAGUUUGCGUCAGAUUACAGUGACUGAUGUUUGUACUGAUGAUAUUGAUUACAAACGGAGAACGUUUUUAGAACAAAGAUGGCCUUAAUGUUCAUCAGAGUUGGAGGAAAAGGGAGACGAAAACAUCCCGAGGCACAUUUAAACAAGCGAGGGACAAAACCCUGCUGGAGGAAAAAAAAAAAGACAGAAAAAGACAAUGGUUGUCAGAAAGUCGCAGAUAGAACCCUCAUGUUUUUGGAUGGAUCAAUCCCCCCCCCCCCCCCCCCCCCAUGUGGCUUUGCUCUGCUGCAGUAAACUGCGGUCGCUGCUGCUUGUAAACUCACAUCACUUAGCUUUGUUUUUUUAUGCAGAUGCAUUGUUGUUUAACUAGGCGAUACAUGCACUCAGGCAGCAUUAACAGCUCUCGUUUUGUCUUGUUUUACUUUUAGAUCACACUUAACAUUUUGUAUGUCUGCUUCACAGAAAAGCCCUCCAGGAGUUUAGGGGGGUAUAAACACCUCUCCCCUUUAUCUGAGAGCACUUAAACUGUGAAGCGUCUGCAGGAGGUGUUCAGCAACAGCACUUAAAAAACAUGGAAAAAAAACCCAUCAGUCACUGAUAACAUUUUAUUUUUAAAUGUGGAUGAAGCUCUUGUGAGUGUGACUUGACUUUAAUGUAGGUCUUUUUUGAUUAAUUAAAUAAUUAAUUAAUAAACAACACCCGCGUUCUUAAUGGGUCACGUGGGACAGACAAUAAGGGCCUACUCACACUGAGGCAAUCCGUACUGUGCCGAAGCACGCAUCACUACACCAGUACGUUUGACUAGGGUGAGUGCUCUGAUCCGGGCUCAAACACGGCACACUUCCUUUGGCCCUGGCACACUUGGAAGAGGUGUGUUUCAGCACGAUGCAGUUCAUGCACGGGCGCAGGAACGGGUACACAACGUGGAAAGCGUCUAUUAUCGGAAAAAACUCGGGAGUGUUCGGGCUGUAUCCAACUAAAGUGACUCAAAAUAAGCCACCAAGUCGGUAAAGUAGCUGUCAUGUUUUUUUCUCCGUUGUGCAGACGCGGAAUUGACCAUGCGUCCCUAUUAUUAUUUUAUAUUUUUCUCCGAGUCCGCCUGCCUUGUAAACUAAGCACGCUUCAUGAUCACGUAAAGCCAUUCAUGUGUUGUAUUAUGACGUUAUGUACAAGAGGUUACCAUGCUCAGGACCUGUUCGUCCUGGAGCAGUGUGAGUGCAGGCUAGCAGGGAAAUGGGGAGGGGGUGUUAUUGUGCUGAAGCACGGUGCGGGACAACUUUGCCUCGUGCAAGUGCGCCCUUAGUCUUGCUGUCAACAUGUUUUAUUUGGAUAGAACUGUCUCUCUGUGGGUUCAGAUUUAACAGAGAAAAACCCUGAAUGGAUAAGGUUACAAUCUCCAGGCUCUCGGUUUUAUUCCCUUUGCCGGCUUUGUUAGCUCUUCAGUAACAGCAGGUGUGUCUUUGGGACUAACUUGAUCUCACUUUCCAGACAUCCAGACAGUGUCGCCUGUGUGAUGUCACUCACUUUAUCAGUCGCUUCUUUCCUGUUUGGUCAGAGUUACUCUGUGUGCU